Molecule: messenger RNA, 372 nt
Organism: Entrophospora sp. SA101
Lineage: Eukaryota; Fungi; Glomeromycota; Glomeromycetes; Entrophosporales; Entrophosporaceae
Source: the annotation of a GenBank genome assembly
AUGCCAAAAACCACACCAGAGGAAAUAACUCUUAAAAAAGAAUACAUUCGCUUCUUAAAUAACCAAAUUUACAAGCUCAACCGACAGCAAAAAUAUCUUACUAAACAGCUCGCUAGAAUCCAAGCUCAAAUCAGAGAUUACGAAAAAGAGAAAAAGAAAGUGGAAAAACGAAGCAAACCGCAAGACCAACAAACUAAUUCCCAGAUGGCUUAUUUACAAAACUUAUCACAGCAAGCAAGCCCACCAGCCAAAGCAGAAGUUAGGGAAACAGUGCGAAACCGAAAUAACAGUAAAAGUCCUAAUCUCAAUACUCUUUAUUUAAUUGGUGGUUUGGUGCUGUUUGGAAUAGCAGUUUUAGUUAUUGGUUAUUGA